AUGAAAUGGCAUGGCUUUGGUCAUCGUUCCAACACCCCGAAUGCUGGAGAUCUCGCAUUGUUUUGCCCGACAUGUCCUCAGCCUGGGAUCAACAUAUCCUUGUCAGGGAAUGAAACACUUGAUGACUGGAAAUAUACCCGGUCAUUUAUGAUGGACGGUAAUUUCAAAGCCAAACACUUGCAUCCCAUCAAGCCAUUUGAUGAAGUAUGGCUUGCAGAUGGGCUAGGGUUCAUGGUGGGAAAGGACAGGUAUAAAGCGCAUCAUGCGGAGGCUGCUGACACUUUGGAAAAAUCUAGCUGCAACAAUCACUGGGUGGUAAAUCAAGCAAAUGCGGCUCGGCACAAGCUGAAGUCGACGGGUAUCGGGGGAGUUGCUUGUGCCUGCCACGGCUGCUUUGUGCCUCAUGCAAUGGUCAAUUUCCAGAAAGGCAAAAGACAAAUGAACAUGGAUUACGCCCUUUGCAAGGCUGCCCAGCACAACAUGGAAGGCAUUACCAGGGCUGUCACCUUUUAUGACAUCAACUGUCAAUACAACAAGCACCUUUGGGUUCGGGUGGAUCAAAGCCGAUUUCUUGAAAUGGUACCAGAAUUGACCAUCAUUCCUGGCAUCGGUUUGUGGCACAUGCAUGGAUAUCAAGACAGCUGCUAUGUCUGA
Suillus bovinus is the source of this 654-nucleotide messenger RNA. RefSeq lists its product as uncharacterized. The transcript has 3 exons. The record is from RefSeq and is a predicted model, not a curated record. Lineage: Eukaryota; Fungi; Basidiomycota; Agaricomycetes; Boletales; Suillaceae. Bases 1 to 654 code for a protein of 217 amino acids.